This is a messenger RNA of Cladocopium goreaui, 1698 nucleotides long. The record is from the annotation of a GenBank genome assembly. Lineage: Eukaryota; Dinophyceae; Suessiales; Symbiodiniaceae.
UGGAUCUCUCUUUUUUUGUGAUUGGGUUUCAGAAUUCAGCAAAUGAGCAGCCUACCAUGGCGCUGUGGUAUAGGCCUGCUUUGUCUCAGGUGCGUAUAUGCCCAGAUCUACUCCUUCGAGAAGAUGGCAUUGCCUGAUGCGACAUCUUUGCAUACUUUGUAUGCUUUCUAUGUCUAUUCUCACCAAGACGCCCCAGAGAGGACUCUUGGACAGCCUUUUGUGCAGUUUCACAAUUUGAUGUUUACAGCCACCAAUCCUGCAGACGCUGAAAAAGCGAAAAACUACGGCGGGGUGCAGCUGAGCAUCCUUCCCUAUCGCAGCUUUUGGACGCUGAUCCAGCCGGACAAAUUCUGCUCUACGGCAGAGGAUGUCAGAGCAGGUGUUGCCAAAGAAGAGGGAAAGCUGUUGGCUCACAAAUCUCCCGGACAAAGUGAUGAGAGUGUGAACCUGUACUCCCAUACCGUCAACUUUGGAUCAUCCACUGAUCAACAGGUGCCAGUGCAUUCGACCGGUGUCUACAUUCUGGUCUUCUCAAACUGCGGUGAGUUCAAGGAUGGCGAGGUCAGCGGCAGUGUUAUUGCCAAGAAUUCCUAUGGCUUUCUGCCGGGCAACGAGUAUCACAAGAUGCCAUUCUACGGGUGGCUGGCCAUCUUGUACAUCUUUAUGGCGAUGAUUUGGAUGUGCUUGUCGUUGCGAUACUGGCGCGAACUUUUUCACAUUCAGUAUUGCAUCACGGCUGUGAUUUUCCUCGGCCUGGUAGAAGCAUUCCUACAGUGGAGAUUCUUCAUGGACUGGAACGAAUCUGGGCUCCGUGGAAGAUUUGUCUUCGUUCUGGCCAUCUUGGCAACCGUCGUCAAGUCGAUAUUCUCCUACAUGCUGGUGCUGGUUGCUUCCCUGGGUUGGGGUGUUACCCGGCCAUACCUAGAUCAACCUACCAUCCUCAAGGUCCAGGCUUUGUCCUGCUUUUACAUCGUCCUGGACUUUAUUCGCGAGUCGGCAUUGUCCUCCAGGCACAGCCACUCCCUGUCCAUAGCCUUUGUCCUACUUUGUUUACUUCCAGUUGCAUUACUGAAUGGAGUGAUUUUCUACUGGAUUUUCACUGCGCUGUCAUCUUUGAUAGAGACACUUGCCGAGCGCAAGCAACAAGAAAAGUUAAGGGUAUUUCAGCGAUUGUGGAAGAUUCUAGUAGCUGCCCUGAGUUUGGCAUCCUUGAGCUUGCUAUUUCAGCUCUAUGACCUGUCUAGAAGUAUCAGCCAAAGAUGGCACUAUCAAUGGUUCUUUGCCGACGGAGUUUCGCACAUCCUUUUUUGCAUGGUACUUGGUGCGAUUAUGUUUCUCUUCGCGCCGCACACCAAUAGCCAGCGAUUUGCUUACAAGCAGGUGGAAGGUGAAGAGAAAGGGGAGAGCUCUCAAGUUGCGGAUGAUAAGAAUGUUUGGGCAGAUGAGGGUGGUUUGGACGAGGAGGAAGAUGACUCCUUUUGGGCUUCAACGCAUGGGAAAGGGUCCAAGCCAGAGGCAGACAUCCUGGGAAAACAGGACGAUGAAUCCAAGAUCUGAUGGAUUCUGGUCUGGAUUCCGCUCGCGGAAACCGGGCGGCUGCUCAGGAUAUUUGGAAAUCUACUUCCAGGUGUAUUGAUGUGUAUUGAUGUGUAUUGUUGUAUAUUGUUUGUUUGGUAAUGGUGACUUUGUGAUUAUUUG